GAAAUGAUUCAAACUGAAGUAAAACACGAGUUUCCUGAAACUAUUGAAGGGUUUGGAUAUCACUUUAACGAAAAGGGGCAAUUAAGAAACAUUAAAACAGACGAAAGAUUCGAAUUUCAUGUCAAGCUCGACGAUAGUUCUUACAACCAAACUCGUUACGAGAGGUUGGGUGAGGCCAUCGGUGAAUAUAUAGAAAAUGAAUUGGUGUCAAAGUUUAACCUCAAAAGACAGAUAAUUCCAUUAGGAUCUGAUGAUAAUACGCUUAGGAGUAGAAUUUAUCUUAGCGAGGACGCUCUUGAAUGUAACAAUUUACUAUUGAUAAUUCAGGGAAGCGGUGUUGUGCGUCCUGGGCAAUGGGCACGAAGAGGUUAUAACAUUUCUGUUACUUUACGCCUUGGGACUAUGUACCCAUAUAUUCAAAAGGCGCAAGAGUUGAAUUGGGGCAUUAUAAUUUUCAAUCCUAAUGAAAACUAUGACACUAUAACAAAAGAUGGAGAAGUCAUCGAAUGUGGAUUUAUACAAGGUUCAGAAUCACCACAAAAACAUUCAAACAUUGUAAUUAUUUACACAAUUUUUUUCGUUGCUUUCAACAGUAAAGCUAAAGCAGAAAAGAUUUUGGUAAUGGGUUAUAGCUUUGGUGGAAUUAAUAUCACUUGUCUAAUUGAUGAAUUUGCCGAUGAAUUCAAAUCUCGCGUUGUCGGCAUCGCGCUUGCAGACAGCGUGCACAGUACUUCAAUGGUUCCUUCACAUUCCAAAAAUUGGUUCGAAAAAUAUACUAUAAAUUGGAUCAAAUCUGAAUUGCCUUUGGAUAUGAAGGUGCCCCAAGCAAAAAAUUUUUAUGGAUGUCGGUGUCUUUCGGCUGGACACCCAAAACAUGAGUACGCUGCUGGUACUGCCAUUGAAUCAAUUUUCAAAUACUUGCAACAUGUCUUAGAUAAUAGCAAUAAUAAAGAGUCAUUAGAGCAAGAUGAAGAGUCUGAAACUGAUAAAGAGUCAAUAAAAGCAGAAGAAGUAGAAAAGGUGAUGGAAAAAAUGGAAGAAAUUGAAAAAAUGAAAGAAAUUGAGAAAACGGAAAAAAUGGAAGAAAUAGGAAAAACUAAAGAAAUGGAAGAAAUAGAAAAGACGGAAAAGGUGGAAAAAAUGGAAAUUGAAAGACCGGAAGAAAUGGAAAAUUCAGAUGAAAUUGAAAAAAUAGAAGAAAUGAAAGAAGUUGAAAAAACCGAAGAGGUGAAAGAAAUUGAAAAAACUGAAAAAAUUGAAAAAAUUGAAAAAACUGAGGAAAUGGAAAAAAUGAAAAAAACAGAAGAAACUGAGGAUAAAAAUGAAUUGGAAGCACAAACCUCUCCCAAAAGUAUUUGA
This is a messenger RNA of Scutellospora calospora, 1359 nucleotides long. NCBI's taxonomy places the organism in Eukaryota, Fungi, Glomeromycota, Glomeromycetes, Diversisporales, Gigasporaceae. The record is from the annotation of a GenBank genome assembly.